This is a messenger RNA of Mytilus californianus (California mussel), 4266 nucleotides long. RefSeq names its product NGFI-A-binding protein 1-like. Gene Ontology annotation, cellular component: nucleus. Lineage: Eukaryota; Metazoa; Mollusca; Bivalvia; Mytilida; Mytilidae. Gene Ontology annotation, biological process: negative regulation of DNA-templated transcription. Gene Ontology annotation, molecular function: transcription coregulator activity; transcription factor binding. The record is from RefSeq and is a predicted model, not a curated record. Bases 267 to 1937 code for a protein of 556 amino acids. The transcript is spliced from 11 exons.
CCUGGGGAAAUACGUCAUAAGUUCCUACCCACGACAGCAAAUAUUCACGUGGUAUCCUGCCCAAUCAGGGUCGGGAUAUGAGGCACGAGGAACUAUAGUGUAGUGACGUAGAUCGAUCGGCCAUAUAUGGAAAAUUAACCCCCACCCAGACGUACGAUACCAGGGACGGGAAGUCAUUUACUUUAAUAUAGACAUAAUACAUUGUUAAAAAAUAAUAGAAUAGGGAAUAUAAUCAAAACAAAGAACCCCCAUUUUACGAAGGUGAGAUGUCGACAAGCCAACCUAAGAAUACAUCGGAAUGGCAGUUACAUAGAGUUUUACAGAGAGCUAAUCUGUUACAGUAUUAUGAUACCUUUAUCAGUCAAGGAGGAGAUGAUGUACAACAGUUAUGUGAGGCAGGGGAGGAAGAGUUUCUGGAGAUUAUGGCCUUGGUAGGGAUGGCAAGUAAACCAUUACAUGUCCGUAGAUUACAGAAAGCUCUACAGGAAUGGGUCGCUAACCCUGCUGCUUUCCAGGGCCAGUUACAAAUGCCAAUGAUGGGAACUUCCCCAGGAGCAACAGGAAACCAGUCUUCUCAGCUUGGUCAAACUGUACCUAAAAUGAAUCAUAAUGGUGGCCAACCUAACAGAGACCAGGCUAAUCUAUAUCAGAUGCAUUCUUCUACAUCACCAGUAAUGAAUGCUAGGUCGUGGAGCCCUAGUCCACUCAUACAACCCAGUACCAGUCCAGGACCAGCAAAUAUGACAGGGGGUAACCAGUCAGAAAUCAAAGAAGAGAAGGAUCAUUCCCAAUCCCCUCUUCCUACCCCAGUACUGGUAGAGAGCCAGAUCGCUGCUAUAGCAGAUGCUGCAACAAAUAUUGCCAAGGCUAUACCUUACUUUGAGGCCAAACCUCUCAACAUGAAGAAACAAAUUAACAAAGACAUAAUGGCUCUGCAACAACAACCAGACGAUUCUCCUAAUAGGUUGGAUGAAAUGAGAAAAUAUGCAGCAAUUUAUGGCAGAUUUGAUUCCAAGAGGAAAAAUAUAAAACCUAUGUCAAUGCAUGAGAUUUCAGUAAAUGAGGCAGCAGCACAACUAUGUUUGUAUAUGCCGACCCUGUUAACAAGAAGAGAAGAUUUAUUCCCCUUGGCAAGACAGGUUGUUAAAGAUAGCGGAUACCAAUACUCUAAAGGACACUCUAGAUUUGCCAUUAUUAACAGGUCUGGUGAAACAAUUUUACCUUCAGCAAAGAGAUCACGCUUGGAUCCAACUUUCUUAAAAAUGUUGGAAACUUAUCCAGGAAUGUAUGUACCAUUCGAGUUCGAAAGGUCACAAGUGAUGAAUGAUAGAAUGUCAGCUGUGAUAAAAGAAAUAGGGUCACUGAAUCAGACACAGGAUGAAUUUAAGAAGCAGAUACAGGCAGCCCAGGAAAGAGGUGACAUAGAGACGGCUAAAACUCUUCAGGAUCAGUAUGAUCAGAAUGUCACAAAACUUGAAAAACUACUGUCUGAGCAGGCAGAAAUGAAGAAAAUAAAUAAAUUUUCCAGGAUGCCCAGACUUGUUUUUGAUGAUGAUGACAUAAGCUCAGAUUUACAAAGUGGCGGAUCUUCCCCAUCCAACUCUGCUGAUGGAGAUGAUUUUGCUGCACAUUUACGUGCACAGUUUGAUCCAACUGCAAAGACAAAGAUAUUGAAUGACACACUGUUCGAUGAAGGACUAAGAAUUGCACAGCAAUAUGGAAUGGCAGAUUUUGCCAAAGAAUUAAAAGGGCUUCAAGUACCAGGAGAAGAUGAGGAGGAACCAUCUAAUAUUCCAACAUUCAACAAUAACAAUGGACAAUCUCAAAAUUCUAUAGUAAAAAAUCCAGCCAAUGAAAGUUCACAAAAUAAUCAUGUGAUUAGUGACACUUGUGAAGAUGGGAAGGUAAAUGAACUUCCUGUGAAUGGAGAUUCCUGAAAAAUUCUCAUAUUUUGUUAAGUGUUCAUAUUGUUUUGUAAUAAGUCAUAUUUUAACUGAUCAUGUCGCAUUGAUCUCCUUAACAUAAGAUGUUUUCAUCUUUCAUAAGCCAUUUUACCUCAAUUCACAAUUAUCAUUUUGUUGAUUUUGGUAGCACAGAUUGAUAGUAAGAAAAAUUGUUAAUUGAUAAUGAAAACUCCUUAAGUUAAGUUUGUCGCUAAUUUAUUAUGAAUAUGAUUUGAUGUAAAAGUUCAUAUUUAUGUAAGUUUUAUAACUUGAGUGCUAUUUAUAUUUUUUUUUGUCUUCUUUAUGACAAAUAUUGUAGAAGAUGAGAUUUAUCACUUUUCUUUUGAUGCUGAUAAGGUUAAUAACUACAGGUCUUAAAAUCUUCUCACUUUUAUCUGUUGCCUUAAAACUUCAUACCUCUUACCUUUGGCAAACAUUAAUCAAUAGAUCAACAAAGUCAAGUUAACUGCAAAAUAAACUUUUGAUACAGAUUUAUUAUGUUAAGGUCUAUUUCUUAGAUCCUUUAAACAAUAUGUCAACUUUAUUUGGUGGAUGGAAUGACUGUAAGUUGUACAUGUCUGACUGGCAGGGUUCAUCUGACCUUGACCUCAUUUUCAUGUUGAAUUGGUCUAUGUUUGGUUUUUUUGAUAAGGUCUGUUUUUCAGAUACUUUAAGCAAUAAGUCAAAUGUAUUUGGUGUAUGGAAUAAUUGUUAGGUGUACAUGUCUGUCUGGCAGGGUUCAUAUGACCUUGACCUUAUUUUUAUGGAUCAUUGAUAUUGUAAAAUUUAUGUUAUAACAAUAGUAAUGUAAAAUUUAUGUGAUACCAGUAGUAAAACCUUGAGUUCAGUUAUAAUCAGUAAAGCAAGCAAGACUUUUCAGCAUGUGCACGCUUGUCUUUGUUAAGGAGGCAUCAUUAUAAUUUCUUUUCAUCUUCAUUCAUUUUUUUUACUCAUACAGAUAUAAUUUUACUUCUUUUUUGAGAUUAUGAAGAAAGAAAAUGGAACCAUACCCAGGGUUUCAAAUUGUGAUUAGAAGUUAACAAUUUCUUUCAAGAGCAUUAUAAGUGGAUUGCAGACAAAGUAAUCUAUCUCAUGGUAACACUGAUACAAUUUUCUAUUUGUCAGCGAUAAAUUAGCAGAUGAUCUAUCCAUCCACACCAUCAGUAACCAAUCUUAUGGUAACACUGAUACAAUUUUAUAUUUGUCAGCGAUGAAUCAGCAGAUGAUUAAUCCAGCCACACCAUCCUGAAUAUGCAUGAAAUAGUUGAAACUGGAUAAUAAGAAAAAACAACAAUCAAUUAAUCAUAUUUGAUCUACAGAAAAUUGAGCUGAAAUCAAUACCUGGUAAUCAAUAGUCUAUUAGUCAAUUACCAAUUUGAUUCCAUUAUUACACACUUUUCAUAAAACUUGUUUCGUUUUGCCAAUUGCAGAAUGGUUCUAAACAAGAACAAACAAUGUGCUGCCCAUGCAAAGCAAGAUAACGAGCAGAUUCAGGCGGGUGCCCCCUAAAAUUUGCAAACCAUGGGUUGUCCUCAGCUCAAUAAAGAAUAUUUCGAUAAUUUUACCUCCAAAAAGUUUUUGCCUUGGUCCGAUUGGCAAAAAUUUAAGUUUGCCCCCCCCCCCCCCCCCCCCCCCCCCAACCAACCCCAACCUAAAAUCCUGGAUCCGCCCCUAGAUAAGUUGAAAGUGAUAUACAGGCGUUUUAAACAAUUGAUAAUUAAAAAAAAUAUUGAUAUCAAAAGUUAUUAGCUUUUCAAAAUAUUAAAUGUAAUUAAAACAUUUGAUAAACUUAAAGAUUAGAUACCUACACACAGAUACAGUUCCUCUUUCUUUUAGCUCUUCAUUGUCAAUAAAAAGUUUUAUCCCUCCUAAGGGAAACAACUCUUACAAAUUGAUCUCUUAUUACAAGAUGAAUUACGGAAUUGGCAAAUAGACUAUUAUGGACAAUACAAUUAAAUCUUACCAUUGGGAUAAUCAACUACUAGUACAACUAUCUACAUCCAUUUAUAAUCAGUUAAAGGACUUCCAAUGAGAUUUAAAAUGCAGUUGAACAUAAAUAUUUGGAAAGCUUCUUAAAAAAGUAGAACUGGCUUUACUAGAACCUAAUACACAAUCUUACAUCUGACAGUUUACAAUGGUUCCUUACACAAAUGAUGGAAAUAAUGCAUUUAACAUCAGAUCAUUUAAAAUGACUGUAUUUUUUGUUUUCGAUGUUGUUUUAAAUUAUUGUGAAAUGUUAUGUCUGUUCAUAGACUUUAAAUGUAAUCAUGUCAGAAAUUUUUUAUUGAUAUAAAAACAAUUAAUAAAAUGUUGAAUUAUGGGA